CUUCCUUUGUGAAUCCUACAAAAUGUGUUGCUGCUGCCGCCUUGCGUUUGGUCUCUUCCAUCAGCCCCUGUAUGAAAUGGUAUCGGCCGUCGUGUCGACAUGGAGUUCCUGGCACGAAUGGAACCCGACGCUAUCAGCACUUUGUAUCGCGAAUAUAGUGGGUAUCCCACCCCUAUUUCUGCCUUCGUGACGGCGAAUGACUACAUGGCACUAUUAAACGGCACGAGUUUCACUUUAUGUACAGAGUGGAGUCAGACUGAGACGGUCCGGGGAGCCAGACUGCACUAUGCCCAGCAGUGGACGCUGAUUCAAAACUACAGUAAAGAGACCGACAUAGACAUCCAACCACCAAGCCCCUGCAGCCUUUUACACAGCGAAUUUCUGAGUUCCUAUUCCCUGUCUGGAGAUCUGAAGGCGGUUGUCAGGGUAACCAGCGGUCAGGUUGUAGUACAACAGUUCCUGGAGGUAUGGAGCAACAGCUGUUUAAAAAAGAUCCUCGAUCUCACAGCUCUCAACAAACAUGGGAGAGUGUAUGAGGAUGCUCAGUUUGGCUGCCUGGCCUGGUCUACAUGUGAGAGCAGGCUGCUGUAUGUUGCUGAGGGGAAAAGGUCUAUAGGAGAGUCAUACGCUUCAGCCUCCAGCCCAUCAGCUGGAGAGCCAAGAGCAGGGCCCUCGGAAGGCCCUUCUGAGAAGGAUAAGAGUGUGUACUGGGAGGACUGGGGGGAAGGCUUGACCAGUAAAAGUGUCCCAGUGCUGUGUGUGGCCGACGUGGCCAAGGGCACAGUAACAGUGCUGCAGGGUGUCCCGUCACACGUGUCCCCAGGCCAGGGUCUCUGGGCCCAUGAUGGCGAGUCUGUGUUUUUUGUGGGCUGGUGGCAUGAGCCCUUCAGACUGGGCCUGAGGUUCUGCUCCAAUAGGAGGUCAGCUCUGUUUUGUCUGGACCUGGAAGGAAACUGUGAGUGUCUGUCUGGGGACACCAGCUCAGUCUCGUCCCCCCGUCUGAGCCCUGAUGGACGCUACCUGGUGUACCUGGAGGGACAGGUGUUUGGCCCCCACAGCCAGUGUCUCAGCAUGCAGCAGUAUGACCUGGAGACAAGGAAGAUCUCGGUGCUGGUGGACGUAGUCAAUAGGCCAAAGAAAGAUGAGUUUGCUGGGCUGUAUGAGGCUCUGCCACCUCGAUGCUGGGCGUCAGACAGCCAGAGAGUGGUCUUCAGUAGUGCCCGGAGGAACUGGCGGGACCUCUUUGUAGUGGACAGGACCACUAGGAGAGUAACCCGCAUGUCUGACUCUGAGAAAUUUGGGAGCUGGAAGCUGCUCACCAUCCAGAAUGACCUCAUGGUGGUCCACUGUUCCCAUCUGAACGAGGCCCCACGCCUGGUAAUACAGUAUUGUGGUCAUUCAUAUAUCGCUCUGGGCAUUCAGGUUACCCCUAUACAGAGGUCUGGGCAUUCAGGUUACCCCUAUACAGAGGUCUGGGCAUUCAGGUUACCCCUAUACAGAGGUCUGGGCAUUCAGGUUACCCCUAUACAGAGGUCUGGGCAUUCAGGUUACCCCUAUACAGAGGUCUGGGCAUUCAGGUUACCCCUAUACAGAGGUCUGGGCAUUCAGGUUACCCCUAUACAGAGGUCUGGGCAUUCAGGUUACCCCUAUACAGAGGUCUGGGCAUUCAGGUUACCCCUAUACAGAGGUCUGGGCAUUCAGGUUACCCCUAUACAGAGGUCUGGGCAUUCAGGUUACCCCUAUACAGAGGUCUGGGCAUUCAGGUUACCCCUAUACAGAGGUCUGGGCAUUCAGGUUACCCCUAUACAGAGGUCUGGGCAUUCAGGUUACCCCUAUACAGAGGUCUGGGCAUUCAGGUUACCCCUAUACAGAGGUCUGGGCAUUCAGGUUACCCCUAUACAGAGGUCUGGGCAUUCAGGUUAGUGUUUUCCAUUAGCGCCGGCUGUUGGCUGUACAGCCGGUUACACUCAUUUUCAGCCGGGUACUUUUUCCACUUAAAUUAACUAUGCUACUUUUUACAAUUCACAAGUCAUAAAAAAAAAGUUCACGAGCCCUCUCCCACUAAAAUGAAUGAUAUGCAUCUUAUAGCGCGUGUCAGUCAGAAAGUGAGCGACGACAGGGAUGACUGUCUGCUGGGUUGACUGUCUGCUGGGUUGACUGUCUGCUGGGUUGACUGUCUGCUGGGUUGACUGUCUGCUGGGUUGACUGUCUCUCUGUACCUCCUGGGUGUGUAUGUUGUGUACACUGUGCUUGCAGUCACAUUUCUUUACACGGUGGGAGAGAGCACAGAGGAGGAUGGUGGCUGGAGCUAUAGGAGGACGGGCUCAUUGUAAUGAAUGGAAUAAAUGGAACAGUCAAACAUGUGGUUUCCAUGUGUUUGUUUGAUACCGUUACAUGAAUUCCGUACCAGCCAUUACGAUGAGCCCGUCUUCCUGUAGCUCCUACUACCAGCCUCCUCUGAGAGCGCAUGAUGCUCCUUCUUUGUCUGGGAGUCAAUUUGCACGUCCCAUAUAAUGUGGUAACGAUGAGUCGUGGCACAUUAAUUUAUUUUCUUUCGCAUGCUCAGUGGCGAUUUUAGCAUGUAAAUCUUGGUGGGGCAAACUCCAAUUUUUUUUAUUUUCGGUGCAUGUUAGCAAAGCCACUACACUAAACAGUACAUGAAUUGCACUAUAACGGUGACCAACAGUGCCCACACAUGGUUAAGACCUACAUAAAGCUGUACCAACUAUAGAGCUUUCUUUUCAGCACCACAGAGUGAAUCCUUACCACUGCUACACCUGGCUAUCAGCGGAUCCUUGUCUGGCAGCGAAACCGUUCAUUCAGCCUCAUUUACUGCCUUUAAAAAAUAAUAGCUGAUACGGCUGACUUGCUUAAACAAACAUGUCUGAGAUUUUCCAGUUCCGAGUUUCCAGUUGUUUUGAAUGCUGCAGAAGUAACGCUGGAUUGACAGCAUGGCCAAUGUAUUCAACCUUUUCAAGCCCAUCGUGUUCAAUGUUUAUCCUUUUUAAACACCCACCCCACUGAAUAUCAGGCUAGUAAUUGCUUUGCGACGCUUGCAGUUAGCCACUGAUUCCUUCCAAACCACUCAUUGUUGAAUUAGCGAUUUCCAACUUGGUGUGUAACGUUUAUGUCCAAUGGCCGACAAGCACCGAUAAGUUUUAUCAUAAUUUCUCAUAUGACAAGGAUUUGCCAGUAGAUUGUAGACUUAAUUCAUGAUGACUGCUAGCUAAGUAUGAUGUUGACAUGAUCAGUCCAAUCAAAGCUACGGCAGAUAUGUGAUUUGACGUCACUUUAUCUGUGGCCAAUGACCUUGAGCCUUCUUGGAUGGACACUUCUAAUGUAACUCAAUGGCUGCGUUUCAAACAUAUAAAAGACACACCCUCGUCCACUUACCCUUGCCUUAUGCCCUUGGGGGAAUCCCCGUGGCCAUAUUUGUCAGUCCAAAUGAUUAGCCAAGCAAGGGAAGUUUGCAACGUAAGCCCCUCAGCCCUCGUUUUUAAUGGAAUUUGCAGGUGUGCAAUUAUGUUCACUUCGGGGCCUGAAAUGCCCCAUAAUUCAAUUUGCGAUGAUGGUACAUCCGCUAAGAAAAGUCAGCCAAAACCUCAAGGUCAAUAUGGAGUCAAGUGUAAGUAAAAACAAAUGUAAACAAGUUAGAAAUUGUGCUGCUAAUACACCAACACGUCUCGUUAAAAAGUAAAUGUUUAUAUUUAGUUAGCAACUCCAUGUGCUUGUGGAAAACAUGUAGGUUACCCCCCUAUACUGGUCAUUUAGGUUACCCCCCUAUACUGGUCAUUUAGGUUACCCCCCUAUACUGGUCAUUUAGGUUACCCCCCUAUACUGGUCAUUUAGGUUACCCCCCUAUACUGGUCAUUUAGGUUACCCCCCUAUACUGGUCAUUUAGGUUACCCCCCCUAUACUGGUCAUUUAGGUUACCCCCCUAUACUGGUCAUUUAGGUUACCCCCCCUAUACUGGUCAUUUAGGUUACCCCCCCUAUACUGGUCAUUUAGGUUACCCCCCCUAUACUGGUCAUUUAGGUUACCCCCCCUAUACUGGUCAUUUAGGUUACCCCCCCUAUACUGGUCAUUUAGGUUACCCCCCCUAUACUGGUCAUUUAGGUUACCCCCCUAUACUGGUCAUUUAGGUUACCCCCCUAUACUGGUCAUUUAGGUUACCCCCCUAUACUGGUCAUUUAGGUUACCCCCCUAUACUGGUCAUUUAGGUUACCCCCCUAUACUGGUCAUUUAGGUUACCCCCCUAUACCGGUCAU
Salmo salar (Atlantic salmon) is the source of this 4268-nucleotide messenger RNA. Lineage: Eukaryota; Metazoa; Chordata; Actinopteri; Salmoniformes; Salmonidae. The record is from RefSeq and is a predicted model, not a curated record.